AUGAGCGUGAACGCGAUACCGAUGGCCGACAGGCCUUUUCUGUCGGACUACACCGACGACCAAAACGACAUGGACGUGUUCACGUUCAUGUUUUUCGCCUGUUGCUUCGAACUGUUUUUGUUUAACCACAAACUGCUGUGCAUCCAACAGCGGGACAUUUUAAACACCAAAUUAAAAGCGAAAGUGGCGUCCAAGGCGGAAAAUGAUCAAGAUAAGUUCUUUGAAGUCCGCGAUUAUUUGGAACGGCUAGUGGAAGGGCUGGUGGACGGAGGCCUAGAUGACGUAUGCCUCACUCCCCUGUCCACCCACCCGCUAUACAUGUCAAUAUGUUGGAAGUACCACGAACAGUUGGCCACCACACUGACAGCAGCCAUACACUCCAUCAUAAACGAGUCUGAUGAGUUUGACGACAUUCCCAUAAAAUUAAAUACAAUUUUGGAAGAAGUGUCUUAUGACGUAGAACAUCUUCCAGAACUACAGGCUGCCCAGAAAAAGUGCGCUGUUCCAUUGGCGGAAGAUUUAAACGAAAAAAAUUACGAAGAUCUCUUGGCCACUGCUAUAUUAAACAAGAUUGUCGCCAACAGCCAGACAAAGAAAAAAGUCCCAGUUGCGAGGACUCGAAUUUCUAAAUUUCCUCCUAAGCAAACGGAUUCAAAUAAUCAGAAUUCGAAAAAACCGGAAGAGCCGCGGAGGACCCCUAGAGUGUCUUUAACUGUGGAAGAAUUCACGGAAGAGGUGACGACGACCAGUUAUAAUACAUACUCUGAUAUUGAAGGCGAUUACGACGAUGGGUACAACGAAGGAGACGAGGAAGACGAUGAAAGAUCGCAGUCGACCAUCGGAAUGUUCAUGUCGAACGCGAAAUUGCUUAGAGGGCACACGGCACCUUUGCCCGAAUUCGGGUCUGAUACAGUUGAGGACGGCAGCAGUACCAUCGAUCCCGACGAUCAAGGAAUAAGCGCCACGGUGGACUCGUGGGAAGACAAUUGGCUGUUCCAAAAGAAAAGGGUAAACCGGAUGUCCGGCUCCAAUAAUUAUCACCAUCAUCCCGUACCCGUUCCGAUGUUAGUGCCAAACCCGUCCGAAGUCACCAGGCCUCUAAUAGGCGAUCGUGAUGCCGACGAAACGUCCGAACUGUCCGACUAUUCGAAUUCGGCACUGGACGAGCUGCUAGAACUCUCUGAUUUCGAAUCGGAGCCGCUGCAGACGAAACGUUCGGACGUCGACACAAACUCCACCGACGGUGGAAUUUUACUGUUCGAAGGCCCUAGCAGCGAGGAGGACAACCCUCUCAUCUGGGAUCCCGUAGUGGAGGCUUGCAACAAGCACGUCGCACUUUCCCAAGUAGAUUCCGGUCAAGGUUCAAUGGAUCAUCAGAGGGAUUUUGAUCAUUCUAUAGAAGUCAACGAAAAACCGGUGCCUAGGCCAAGGUCUAGUUUAAUGUUAAGUGCCACCGACAGCAGUGAAGUCAACUCGGUGUCGUCUGAAGAAGUGAAUGUCGCACAAGAAGACGAGGAGUUACCUCCCAGGCCAGGUACGAUAGCAGAACGAGAACAUUCUAAGUGGGAAAAGGCGACGCCUCUGACGAACAACCCGUACUCCGCCGAGAACAUCGAAAAGCGCAAGUACAAGACGUUGUUCGGCAGCAGGAGCAGUAGCGAGGCAUCACUGAAUUUAAUCAAUGGAAACGACACGUCCAGCCCGUUGAAAAUCGUCUGCAGCCCCUCGUUACCGGACGAGCAGCGGUAUGGUCGAGAUUACUACAUCAAUCAGUCCGGGGAAUUGAAAGCCAGACAAAAACAGACCAAGGUGUCCAAACUGGUAGUACAGAUCGGCGAAGGCGAACUCGAAGGUGACGGGCGGCGAACUGACGGCGCACUCCUGGACUCCACGCCGGUCACCCCUCAAUCGACGUCCAGUGGCGACUCGUUAGCGCCCUUUGGCACUUUCGGCGGCCAAGACAAACUGGUUCGGGUGAGCUCGUGGACGGACCGACGGGAGAGCGGCAGCGGCGUCCCUAAGAGUUCCAUCGCGGAAUCGGCAGACGAUGUGCACCACUGUAUGCCUUCGGUCAGAGAACUGGCCAAACAGUUUUCGUCCAACAACUCUGAAAACACAAGCAAGAACCCGAGCAGACAAGUGCACAGUUUGACGGCCAGGAGCCUCAGUCGAGAGUACCGCGAAGGAUUGGGAUUGAAAGUGCGCGAUAAAAGCGGACACGCCGUACAGGACUCCGACGACAGCGGCAACGGAUCUGCCAAGUCUGAGGACGCCAACACGGUCGACCACCGACACCUGUUGCAGCUGGCCUAG
Macrosiphum euphorbiae (potato aphid) is the source of this 2313-nucleotide messenger RNA. Lineage: Eukaryota; Metazoa; Arthropoda; Insecta; Hemiptera; Aphididae. The record is from the annotation of a GenBank genome assembly.